This is a messenger RNA of Daucus carota subsp. sativus, 984 nucleotides long. RefSeq lists its product as uncharacterized. Bases 64 to 663 code for a protein of 199 amino acids. The transcript is spliced from 2 exons. The record is from RefSeq and is a predicted model, not a curated record. NCBI's taxonomy places the organism in Eukaryota, Viridiplantae, Streptophyta, Magnoliopsida, Apiales, Apiaceae.
GCCCAAAUUUAAUUUCCUACCAAAAUGGCAAAAAACAACAGUUUCAUCAACUAACUAAUUAGCAUGACUACAAAAAGCACCGCCGGAGAAAUCGACGAAACCACAUCUCCGGCCACCGGAAUUGACGAGUCCGACGAGUCUACACCGUUAUUACCGUUACGGAGUACCGAUUGGAGGCCUCGUUGGUCGCAAACGAAGGUUCCUGAAAUUGAGAUCAACCUUUUUCGGCGCGGUAGAGGUCCGAUCGACUCUUUUAAAUCGAGUCUCGGCGGUUACGAACAAGAUCAAAUCAAAGUUCGAGAGAUUCUGGAGAAGUACAAUUUUAAAGCUAUUUAUGCGUUUAAUUCGGCGACUGGACGUGGCGCUCCGAUUAGGUUUUAUCCGAGAAAUGGAUUGUCGAUGAUUCCGUACACUGAUGGUGCUGUUAUUGCAAUUGACGGAGAACCUAAGGACUCCUUGGUCAAUCCAAUCAGCAGAAUAGUACUAGGAGUGGCAGUUAUAACGCUUCUAAUAGUAUUUGUUAUGAAGGAGACUCCACAAUGGGCGCAAAAGUUGAACUUCUCAGGUGGUUAUCUCCCUUCGUGGAUCUUAGCUUUAGUAAUCAUCAUCCUUACUCGCUUUAGAAAGAGAACUAAGGACUUUCUGGCAAAAUAUGGCUGGUGAAAAGUUGCAGUAGUCCUGUGAGAGCAUAAUUACCCAGCAGUUCUGACUCGAUGGGAAUAUUAAUGGUAUGCAACCGCAUAAGAUCUUCUUUUUAUGCCUGUAAUGUUGGGUUUGAUUAAUUUAUGCCUGGUAGCUUACCUCACAUAUAUGUAAUCAUAAGCGCUGCAGCUGCAGAUGGUUAAUUUAUCUUUAUUUGCCGGUUCAUAUUUUGGUUGUGGCACUUUUUUUUGUAUUAUAGGAAAGCUUUUAAAUUUUGUGACAAUACUUUCCCUUUUGUUAUUCCCUUUCUAUUGCAAAAGCUGUAUCUUAAAAUUACAUUCA